AUUUAAAAACUUGUCGCUAGUUUCUGGCUCGAAUUUUCGCCCUUAGUAAAGGACUGAAACGAAAAAUGUUUCUAACUUUAGACUAGUUAGAAGUGUUGUGGUAAAUGCUUUGAUAUGGAGGAAGAUGUGAGAUCAUACUCGAUGUCUCAUGCACUCGAGUUGCUGCAUGAGGAACUGACAUUAGAACUGGAAACAUACUCAUCGGGUCAGGCUCACUCUAGAAACUUUAAAAGAUGGCUGUCAGUGUUCCAUCACAAUGUUGUACGAACACUGUAUCACUGGACCACACUUGUAUUGGCCGUGCUGAUAGCAGUGGCUCUGCUAGUGGCUUACAGCUUCUGUGAGACAAAAAGCAGCAAUGACAGUAUAUGGAUAGUGAUUCAAGCAUGUUUAAUCCUAGCAUCUGUGCUUGGCAAUGUAUUUCUGGCUCUACAUAAUGAUUCACAGGAAAGACUCGAGUUUGUGCGACUUCUACAAGAAAUUCUGAAGAGAUUGGCGGCUUGUAUGAGAUACAACACUUGGAAUAAGACAUAUUUCCCAGGAAUAGACUCUCCACUGUCCCCAUGUCUGACCCUGGUAUGGACCAUACGUGAUGGCAACAUUUACAGUAUACCCACACCACUGCUGGUUAAAGGAGAUGUAAUUUUGUUGAGACCAGGACAUAAGGCUCCUGCCAGAUGUAAACUGUUACAGAAGAUUGGUGUUGGGAUGGAUGCAGAGAUACUGGAGGAAGGAGAGGUUUUCUCUCCCGAUGCCGACAAUGAGGUCUAUAACAUGCCUAAAGUUAGAGAACCUACACAAUCCCAGAAAUUUAUGAUAUUGGAAACACCAUAUGUAAAAUGCUUGAGACACAUAUUUGAAGACACCCACCGUCCACCAAGUAUUGUAGAACAUGAGAAGUACACAAUAAUGACAAAGUGGAUUGAACGGAAGAUUGUUCCUGUUGUACUGGUUGUAAUGUUUGUAGCUAAUAUUGUCAGACUGUUGCACAUGAAGGGUCAUACAGGGCACUGGACAGAGAUGGUCAUCACUCUUCAGGUCCAAGCAGUGUUCCCAUUAGUACCUUUGAUUAUACCAGCCAUGUAUCUACUUAUAAAUUUCUAUGGACAAGCGCGAGUGUUCACAGCAUUUGAGGCAGGUAAAGGAUCCAAGUCUCUGGGAGAUCAUAGCUUUGACACGGAUAGUUCAAUCUCAGCAGACGAGGCUCGUGUAGAUCUUUCCUGGCAGACGGUCCUAGACUGGUUCAAAUGUAUAGUGACUGGUCGUGUACAGGUUAUUACUAGAAGAAUUAAUAUUACACACAUCCUUGGCUCUGUCACAUCACUGUGUUGUGUAGAUAAGAAAGGUAUUCUGUCAUACCCAAAUCCUACACCAGAGAAGAUAUUUUUCCUCAGAAGGGGUCAUAAGGACCUGAAGCAUCAGACAUCACUGACCACCAAUGAAGGGGGAGUUGUACCGGACACUGAACCUGCUGUAGAGAAAGCCACUAAAUAUUCGGAAAAUACUGGAAUAAUGACCUGGGUAGAAGUUCUUGAUGUUACAUCUGAUCCAAAGACAUCAUUCAGUGUACAUUUUGAUGACCCCUCCUGGGACCAACACAUCACAUCUCUCAAACCACUGGGUCUGACGGUAUUAGCAAACACAUGUAACUUGGAGACGGCUUCCUGGUAUACACAGUUUGCUGACCAUGUGGCUUGUGCUGGACUAGAAAAUGAAGAAACUGUUGCUGUUGUCAACAGGAGAUGUAUGUGUGCCUUGGCAAGAGAAAUUGGCUUCUCAGACAAUGCUAUGGAUAUUUUCUCUCUUGAGAAAACUCUGGGCAUGUACAGACAAGUGUCAGCUGAGAUGACCACAAAGGAGAGACUUCAGCGAGCAAAAUCCUUCAUACAGCACAAGAUCCCUAUGCCAAACAUGGUCUCUGUCGUACUGAGAGAAAAAAUAUCGGGGUCUUGUCAGCUACUGUCUCAGGGUACAGCAGAUAUUGUACUGUCUUGUUGCACAGAUUUCUGGGACGGUCAGGAUCUUACUCCACUUACACAGACAGAAAGAAAGAAGAUUUUAGACUUUUAUCACCGUACCAGUAUUGGAUCAUAUUGCACAGCCUUUUCCUAUUGCCCUGUUAGGCAGAGUAUAAUUGGUAGUUCAAAGGAUCUAUAUAUAGAACUUCCUGAUGAUACACAUUUGAUCAACCUAGCCGGCAGUAUGGCUUCACUUGACAGAGAUCUAGAGUUGAUGUCUGAGUGUCACGGUCCUUGGGAAUUUCCCCGAUCCUUCAGUGCUGAUUCCUUGAUAGAUUCCAUGAGUAUAACAUCAUUGGAGGAGAAUAACAAGGGCGUGUUACAAACACAGUGUAACCAAGUGUUUAUUGGCAUGGUAACCAUGCAAUACCAGGCAAGACAGGACUUUAUUCAACUGAUAGACAAACUUGAGGGAGCCUGUAUACGUUUUGUGCACUUCUCCCAAGAGAAUGAGGUGCGGAGCAGGGUGUUUGCGGAGAAGAUGGGGCUAGAGGCAGGCUGGAACUGUCACAUAUCUCUAAGAUCUGAGGAGCAAUAUCUCUCUGCAAUGUCGGCAAAUACAUCAGGGCCUGAUACCUCACAACAUCCUAGCAGACGUUCAACAGUCAGCUUUCCAAAGGGAGAUAAGCCAGUAUUAUCUAAACUUGCAAAGAAGAUCUCACAACAAAAGAAACAGAAGGAGAAUAGGAGCCAGAGUGCACCCAGUAUAGUGAACCUAGGCGCGUCUCAGGUGAAGUUUGAAACCCAGGUGAAAACGGCAAUUGUUAGCCCAAGGAAAGUAAAAACAGAGGCUGGUAUUGAUAUACAAGCGAGAGAGGAGGUCCUGCUUCUACAGUAUGAGGAAUUACAGGUUCAAGGUCACCUUGAUGUGUCAGAUAUUGAGAUAGAUGGAGAAGAUCAGCCUGCCUGGCUCAGUGAUGAGGAUCUGAGCCGACAAACGUCCAGUUAUAUCACAGAAAACACCGAGGAUAGCCUGGCUUUUGACAAUAGGGCAAAGUUACCGAGGGGUAUAGAGAACAUCCGUCCACAUCUUGAAACAGUAGAUAAUGUACCACUGUUGGUGAAUCUCUUUACAGAUUGCACUCCGGAAACUACAUGUGAAAUGAUCCGGAUCAUGCAGGAGCAUGGAGAGGUUGUGCUGUGUGUUGGCAGCUCUAUUAAUACACAAAAUGUUCCACUGUUCCUUCAGGCUGAUUGUAGUUUAGCUUUGGAACCUCUUUGUCCCCAGGUGUGUGUGAGACAGCCCACAGCAAGCUUAUUGUGGGAUAAGAACGUGCCGACCCCUCUACAGUUGGCAAGUUCUCUACUGUCUAUCAUGUGUCCUAUACUGAUCAGCAAGAAUGAAAAUAUCAGUCUUAUACAUCUUAUUGCUGAGGCUCGAUCACAGUUGAUGUCAAUGAGGAAUUGUUUCUACCUGAUGUUGUGCUGCAGUCUGUCAAUUACAUUUGCUCAGGUUCUUGCUAGUGUGCUGCUGCUACCUCCGGUCCUCCCAGCACAGCAUAUACUGUGGCUCACCCUGAUUGUUGUUCCCCUGCUGGGCCUCAUCAUGAUGGGUAACUCAGUCGAUGCAAGAGUGAUGUCCCUUGCUACUAGGAAAAAUGCUAAUCAUAUCACUUCAGAGAUGAUAGUGCAGUUUAUUUUAUAUUAUUUGGUGAGAUUUUUACCACCAGUAUUAGUAGCACUUUUCUGCUACUAUUUUACCCUACAUUCCUACUGUCAGACUGUGACUCCAGAUAACUCUACAGACACUUGUGCAAUACAUGAUUUCUUUUACACCUCACCUGAUGCUAGCAGAACUUGGACAGAAAAGUUCUCUGGCGGGCUGGUCCUUGCUCAGAAUAUAUUUGUAUUUCUGCUAGUUCUUUAUUUUGAAUUUAUUUCCUUGAGUUUUGUUCACUGGAAUGACCAUAUAUGGCAGCAGUUCCCAGCUACAAAUAAACUGUGGUUGAUUGUUGUACCGUUUUUAAAGUUUGGCAAGGAGGAAAAAGUUCUGCAGAGAUUAUUUGGACAAAUAGUAUUUAGCAUCUGUGAUACAUAUAUACGAAGUAGCGAAGUAAGUCAGACCCUGCUGUUAUCUCAAGUCCACCCUGCAGUAUGGGCAGUGGGGCUAGCAUUCCCGAUAGUCAUGGUGCUAAUCAAUGAGUUGGUUAAACACAGAGAAAUAAAGCUAGCUGUGCGUUCACAGAAGAGAGCGAGACUGGACUUUGGAACAAAACUUGGAAUGAACUCUCCUUUUUGAAAGCCAGUGAGUCAAACAGAACUUUGCCACAGAACUUGGAAUGAACACUCUUUUCUGAAAGGCAGUUAGCAAGAUUGGACUUAUUAAUAAAACUUGGAAUGAACCCUCCUGUUUUGAAAGACAAUAAGCCAUACUUGAUUUUAAACAAAAUAAAGAAUGGCAAUAAGUCAGACUAGACUUUGGAACAAAAUUUGGAUUGAACUCUCCCAUUUUGAAAGCCAGUGAGUCGGAUUACACUGGACUAUUUUCAUUGGACUCAUAUUAGUAGUCAUAAUUGCUUAUGUAUCAUUGAAUCUCUUAUAAGAGGCAUGUCUCCAGAUGAACAUCACAAUAUAAAUAAUUUGAAAUGGGAUAGCAAGGUGUAACUCUUUAAAAAUCACAAAAAAUUCAAAAGAUGG
Messenger RNA from Mercenaria mercenaria, 4655 nucleotides. RefSeq names its product transmembrane protein 94-like. The transcript is spliced from 31 exons. The coding region runs from base 115 to 4257 and encodes 1380 amino acids. The record is from RefSeq and is a predicted model, not a curated record. NCBI's taxonomy places the organism in Eukaryota, Metazoa, Mollusca, Bivalvia, Venerida, Veneridae.